AUGAUGCAACGUAUCGCGUCCGGUAACAGCGCACCGUGCCUCCGCGUCGUUCCUACGGUCGCGUUCGACCCAGCGGUUUUGCGAUCGAGAUCGAAAACUCUUAUCGUCGGCGAUUGUCGCACGAAUUUCAUCUCUACGCGUAUGCGCGCUUGCGCGCUAGUUCGCGCUAUUUAUACGCGAUCGAUUCUCUCCCUUCGCGCAGUCGUAACGAUGUUUCUAAUACUGUCGGACAAGCGUGACAUUCUCGAGUGGUCCGCCGCGGAGCUAUCGUUCAUUCCGAAGACAAUUCUGCUGCGAUAUUUCGACGAGUACAUCGAGAUACUGUGGGACAAAUUGCCCGAACACCUAAGAGCCGAUCCCGAGGUGCGGAGCUGCCGCAGAUGUUUGGAGCAUUAUAAUCAGCCUUGGCAAAGAACGCACAUCGACGGCCCGGCACCGCAGAUCAGACAUUGCGCCGUAUGCCAGCAGUCGUCGUCGACGCCAUCCGAAGACGCGGCGGCGGAUUGUUGAACAGCGCGAUAAACGCGCUUCCCUUCGAGUUGCACGUUCCCGGCUAUCAAUUCUGCGGACCCGGUACUCGUCUCGCUAAACGACUGCUACGCGGCGAUAAAGGCGUAAAUCCGCUGGACGCGGCGUGCCGCGAACACGAUAUAGCGUAUUCGCGAAGUAACGAUCUAGCGGAACGUCACGCGACCGAUCGAAUUCUCGCGGAUAGGGCGCGAGAGCGUAUCACGGCGAGGGACGCGGCCCUCGGCGAGAGAGCCGUAGCGACCGCCGUAUGGGCGGCUAUGAAAGCAAAGACAAAACUCGGA
Messenger RNA from Monomorium pharaonis (pharaoh ant), 812 nucleotides. RefSeq lists its product as uncharacterized. Lineage: Eukaryota; Metazoa; Arthropoda; Insecta; Hymenoptera; Formicidae. Bases 1 to 510 code for a protein of 169 amino acids. The transcript has a single exon. The record is from RefSeq and is a predicted model, not a curated record.